GUGAAUAAUUAAGCGGCCUCCUCCUCUGAGGCAGGCCUCCAUCUGCAGGCCGCACUCUGCAGCCUCCUCGCUGCCCACUGAACCCCGGGUGCCUGUAGAGACCGACCCUCAGUGCUCCCCGCCUCCUGCUCAGCACCGGCACAGCCACCCUAAUGGCACCCGAGAUGGACCAGUUCUACAGGUCCACCAUGGCCAUCUACAAGAGCAUCAUGGAGCAGUUCAACCCUGCCCUGGAGAACCUGGUGUACCUGGGCAACAACUACCUACGGGCCUUUCACGCCCUGUCCGAGGCAGCUGAGGUGUACUUCAGGGCCAUCCAGAAGAUUGGGGAGCAGGCCUUGCAGAGCUCCACCUCGCAGAUUCUGGGGGAGAUCUUGGUGCAGAUGUCGGACACCCAGCGGCACUUGAACUCAGACCUGGAGGUGGUGGUGCAGACAUUCCAUGGAGACCUGCUGCAGCACAUGGAGAAGAACACCAAGCUGGACAUGCAGUUCAUCAAGGACAGCCGGCAGCACUACGAGAUGGAGUACCGCCACCGAGCCUCCAACCUGGAGAAGUGCAUGUCCGAGCUAUGGCGCAUGGAGCGCAACAGGGACAAGAACGCCCGGGAGAUGAAGGAGAGCGUGAGCCGGCUGCACGCCCAGAUGCAGGCCUUCGUGGCCGAGAGCCAGCGCGCUGCGGAGCUCGAGGAGAAGCGGCGCUACCGCUUCCUGGCCGAGAAGCACCUGCUGCUCUCCAACACCUUCCUGCAGUUCUUUGGCCGGGUGAGUGCGGUGGGGGAGGCCGCACCCCAGGUGGCUGCACACAGGAGUCCUCCUCCGUCCUUCCUUCAUCUGGGCUCCCCGCGCAGCCGGCACGGCUCCGGCUCCUACGGUCCUGAGCCCCCCGAGGCGAGGUCCGCGUCCCAGCUGGAGCCAGACCGCCGGUCCCUGCCCCGGACGCCGUCGGCCGCCUCGCUCUACACCAGCAGCUCCCAGCGCUCGCGCUCCAACUCUUUCGGCGAGCGCCCGGGAGGCGGCGGCAGCAGCGGGGGUGCCAAGAGAGUCCGUGCCCUGGUCUCCCACUCCGAGGGCGCCAACCACACGCUGCUGCGCUUCUCGGCCGGAGACGUGGUGGAGGUGCUAGUGCCCGAGGCCCAGAACGGCUGGCUCUACGGCAAGCUGGAGGGCUCCUCCGCGAGCGGCUGGUUCCCCGAGGCCUACGUGAAGCCUUUGGAGCAGGUGCCCGGGAGCCCCCUGAGCCCCGCGAGCCCCGUGACCUCCGUGAACCCCGCAAACGAGCUACCUUCCAGGUCCUACCCGCUCCGGGGCACCCACAGCCUUGAUGACCUCCUGGACCGGCCAGGCAACCCCGCAGCGUCCUCCGAGUACUGGGACGGCCAGUCUCGGCCCCGCACCCCAAGCGGGGCCCCAAGCCGCGUCCCUAGCCCUGCGCCUGCACCCUUGCCCGGCAGCCGCCGAAGCAGCAUGGGGGGUAUCAAUGACGUCAAGAAACUGAUGUCCUGGGAGCAGCACCCGCCAGAGCUCUUCCCCCGGGGCACGAACCCCUUUGCCACCGUGAAGCUGCGUCCCACUGUCACCAAUGACCGCUCCGCACCCAUCAUCCGCUGAGGGGCGCCCCUGGGGGGCCCGAGGUGGCCUGUGCACCUGCGAGGAGCUGUGUGGUGGCCGUGGUGGCAGCAGCAGCCCCCGCGGAUCCCAGAUGCUGGAGCCCUGACCCUGCGGGGCCUUCCCGACCCGCCCCUCAGCCCCAGGGCUCAGGACAGCGGCCUGUGGUCUGGGCGUCGCAGCACAGCAGGGGACUGAGGGACAGAGCAGCCUCUUCUCUUCCCUCAGGGGCGAGAACUCCCCCAGGGCCGCCUCCUGACCCCAGCCCUGCCCCCACUCUCCCCGUGGGGAGGAGACCCCUGUCCCCUUUCCCUUUUGUAAAGGAUGAAAAUAAAGGCAGUGGGCGUGGCCCAGG
This is a messenger RNA of Ictidomys tridecemlineatus (thirteen-lined ground squirrel), 1962 nucleotides long. NCBI's taxonomy places the organism in Eukaryota, Metazoa, Chordata, Mammalia, Rodentia, Sciuridae. The record is from RefSeq and is a predicted model, not a curated record.